GGGCACCGACCGGUCUACAGCCUGGACUACCUGCAGCCCCCGGCCUUGCUCCUGGGCAUGUUCCUCCUCACCUUCCUCUACCACCUCAGGGAUUACCUGUUUCGUGGUGGCCGGGAGCUUCGAAUGGAUGGGGAUGGAAUGGCCCCCCGGCUCAUGCUCUGCCGGUGCCAGCUCCUUUUGGGCAGCAAGGAGCAGCAGCAAAUGUCGCCUCAACGAGCUCAGGCCCAAGAUGGUGCAGGACAGCAGGGCCAGACACCUGAUGGAGCGAAGGGGGGGACCGACCGGGAGGAUGGAAGCGACAAUGGCUCCUCUUCGGCGGCUACCUCUGAUCUUCGUUCCCUUCUUCGCCGCCGAGCACGUGAGCAAGAACGACCGAAGAGCAGUAUAGGCUCAGUGCGGAUAGAGGAAUUCAGCGGGGACAGGCGCCGAUACUUGAAGUGGAAAAGGGCUAUCGAAGCGCAAGAGAAGCUCUACCGCCUGGACCCGGGAGAGCUGAGCAUGCUCGUGUACUUGUCGGCAAAAGGGGAAGCGCGAGAUGUUCUAGACCAGGUGCCGCUGUCGGAGCUUAUGGGCCCCGAGGGUGGCAUCAUGUUGUGGCGGCUCCUCGACGAGUCCUUCGGCGAGAGUGGGGCAGAGCUCUUUGAGAGGGCAGAAAGGGAGCUGAACACGUACAGGCGGCUCCCGGGGCAGCCGAUCACAACGUACCUGGCGGCGAUGCGGCGGCUCAGGGCGCAGUACACCCGGAUCGACCCGGAGAUCGUGAUAUCGGAUAGAGCCUGGGCGCAGAGGUUGUUGAGCCGGGCGUCGCUGAGCAAGAGGGAGAGACUGGACGUGUACUACUCGGCGGGUGGCAGCUACACGGCGGCUGGGAUCGAGGCAGCACUUCGGCACCGAUGUGCCCAGGUGCAUGAAGAUGAACGUCGUGUGCCGUCGACGCCGAGCUCCUCGCGAAGUCCGUGGUCUUCUUCGGCACCCUCGUCUCGUACCUCAGCCAGCUCCGGGGCUUCUACGGCGUCUCCCCGGAAAAGCUUCUUCGGCAAGGGCAGUGGAAGGAAGCGACAGGGGGCCUAUGUGACCGACGGUGCAGACGGGGCCCCCGACGACGAGGACUUUGACCUGGAAGUUCCCGAGGGCGACAAUGACGAGCCGGAGGACGAGGACCAGCCGGGCGAGGACAGCCAGGAGGGCGAUGAGAUUCCCGAGGAGGAGGCGAGCGAUGAGGAAGCAACUCCGGAUGAAGUUCGGGAAGCCUUUGCGGCAGGAUGGAAGGCGAAGGCCAAGACGGCUGGGACGAGGAAGGCAAGAGGAUGGUCGCAGCCAAGUGGUGGCCGUGGUCCUGGCAAUGGCUCUUCGAGGGCAUCCUCUUCUGGAGCGGCCAAGUCCUUAGCCGAAAAGAAGCGGAACACUACGUGCUCAAGUUGCGGCCAAAAGGGGCACUGGCGCGGUGACAGGCAGUGCCCGAAUGUGAUGGCGGGCCGGGAUCCUUUGCACCGCAAGCCCGAGGGUCAGAUGCCGAAGGAGGUGAACUUCACGAACUUCACCUUCAUGGUUGGUGGCCCCUCUGGCUCAGACGGCCCCCCUGCUCCUGAGGCGCCGGCGGCAUUCGUCUCCACUCCGGUGUGCCCAAGCUGCUUUGUGCCUGUGACCUUGGACCAGAAGUUUUGCCGUGAGUGUGGGACCAAGCUGCUUGCCAAGAGGGACUGGGAGUUUGUUGCCCCCAGCCAGGAGGAGCCCCAACAACAGACGAGGCCCAUGCGAGACGUUCGGCUUCCCAAGUCUGCCCUGACGAGGACGAGCAAGCCAAACACGCAUACUGUGAAGAUGCGCCCCCUGGAAGCAUUGGCCGCCCUAGACAGCUUGAACAAAGAGGACAAGAAGCACUUGAAGUACCUCCUUGAGCGCGAGGAGGCUGAGGAUGACGAGGCCCCCCCGAAUGUGCAGGAACAGCGGCCUAUUCCUCGGAGUGGCGGUUAUGCUCCUGCGGCACCCCCGUCGACUACCCGUACGCCCUGGCCUUCGACGACGGCAGCUUCGUGGGAACCUUUAGUGCCCGAUCCUCUGAGGGCCCCAGCCAAGAAAGACGAACGUGGCCGAGACAAAGCCGAAGGCGUGCGAAAACGGGAGCUUGAGGAGUUUCGUGUGGCGCUUUGGCGCCGUUCCUGGACGGGAGCCCGCACUUCCCCUUCCACGGCCUCUCCUAUGCCGAACGAGAAGCAGGCCCGCUGCGCGCAUCCUUUCGAGCAGCUGGUCUGGGUCUCAAAUCAGCACGGGCAUUUUGCUCGGUGCAAAAGGUGCGACCUGAAGAAUGUGCUGUAUUUCUCGGAGAGGCAUGGCGCUCUCGUGGCCGAGCCCGCUGCUCAUGAGGCCCUGGCCGCAGCACUGCCGGACCGGCCAGUUGGGCAAGUGAUCUUGGACAGUGGUUGCAGGACGGCCGUGGCCGGAUGGAGGUGGCACCGUGCUUUGCAGGAGGCCUUGACCGAGAAGGGGGUGAAAUGGAUUGAGGUUCCAGAGCAUGAGGUUUUUCAGUUCGGUGCAGGCGGCCCGGAGGUCUCCGAGAAGGCCUUCCUGUACCCCGUGGGCAUCUAUGGCAACGCCGACGUGAUCAGGAUGUCUGCGGUGGGCGGACCUGCAGAUAAUUGCCCGGGCCUGGUGGGCCCUUCUGAGCUCUCGCGCUGGGGCGUUUGUUUCGACUUUGCGGCCAAGUCCCUGGAGGUUUUCGGCGUGAAGCAUGCAAUGGUGCUUUCCCACACGCGCCACCCGGCAUUGAGCAUCCUGGACUUCCCGGCCGGCGACCCUUGGACCCAGCCAGGCGUGGAGGAGAAAAGGAAGCUACUUGUGGAAAGCCCCCAGAGCCUGGCUUUUGUUGCGCGUGGUGCCGACCAGGAAGCUAGCUCAGGUGAUGAAGGCCAAUCCCAGGCAAGCGCUGAGCCGGCGGAGGAUCCUCACUAUGGGGCGGAGGCUGCUGAGAACGAGAGGAAGCGCAAGGUGGAAAAGUGGCUUCAGCUGUUGGAGAGCGACUUGGGCAUCAAGGUCAUCGAGGAGCUUCCCCACGACCAGGAGACCGCGUCCGAGGGCACCGCCGGAAGUUCCGACACGGAGCUGCAAUGGGCAGAGGGGUCGGAGCCAGAGACAAUUUCAAGUCACGAGUUUGGUGUGGAUGUGGCCUCCGACAGCGAGGGCGGAAGCACAGGUGCCAGCGAGAAGGAAGAUGAGGAGCUGGUCCCCGACCGAAUGGGCAAGCCGUGCUUCUUCCACAAGGCUAUGAGACAGAAGGUGAAGAGAGCGGCCCAGGAUAUCAACCAUCUGGGGUGCUCUCACAACACGUGCUCUACCACAACCUGCCCUACAGAGUGCUUGCCGGCCCCUGACAUGUCACCUUUGAGACGCUCACGAAGGCCCGGUCCCUGGCGGAUGUUGGAGAUUUACACAUGUACCAUGUUGGUUGGUCUGGCUGCCUGUGGUCGUGGCUGGGAGGUGGGGGAGCCUAUCUCAGCUCCUGGCUAUGACCUUUACAAUUCCUGUGACCGGUCCUUUGCCAAAUCGUACGUCGACUCCUUCGACCCGGACUUUGUGAUGGUUUCGUGGCCGAGCACCUUGUGGAUGCCAGUGGCCAAGAAGGGCUACGAAGUGGAGGCGAUCGAAAAUUUGGGACGAAAGCGCUCGAGGAUGAGGGCGGUGCUGGCAUGGAUUCAAGAGGUGGUGCUUCGUCUACGUGGCCGUGGCACCGUGGUUGUUGCCGAGCACCCCGCUCGAAGCAGGGCAUGGAGCGAGCCAUUGUUGGUGGAUGCUUUUGAGGGGGUGCCUACCGGGAUUGCCGAGAUGUGCGCUCAUGGUCUUCGCCGUCCUGAUGGUGAGUGGGGAGGAGGCCCUGGGCGCUACUUACGUCGUCCGACCAGAGUGGUGGGGCCUAGGGCUGUUAUUGAGGCCGUCUGCAAAUGUUGCCCAGGUGACCACCGACAUGCUCCUGAACUUGGCGGUGUUAUGGUUGAUGGUCUUUGGUGCCCCCUAGGUGAGUUCGUGGGUGGUUACACCAAGGAGUUUGCCAGCAAGGUGAUGGAUGGUGUGGAGAGAAGCCUGCUUCGAACCAGCCGUGCCAAGACUGGAGAAGGCUUCUACGUGACUCCCCGUGUGCCGGAGGAAAGCUUCAUGGAGGAGGACGCAGACGUGAUCCACAGCAUCUAUUUCGAUGAGAAUGACAACGGCAGCCCCAUGGAGCUCGAGGCGGCCCCAAGAGGUGCCGGCGAAGGAGAGGAGAACCAGAAUCACAACAACCAUGACACCGAUAACCACGACGAGGAGGACCCCAGCCCGUGGCCAGAAGAGAUUGGGCCACCUGACGAGUUUGAUGACCAAGCCGAGCAAGAGGAGCUGCUUCGGGAUUUAGACCGUAUCCCUUUGGAGGACCAGAAUCACAACAACCAUGGCACCGAUAACCACGACGAGGAGGGGGUCCCUAAAACACCUAUGUCGGUGAAGGACAAGGAUCUCCUAGAGCGAGUCCACAUGCUACAUCGUCGUCUGGGGCAUCCUUCGAACGAGGCUUUGGUGCGCUUGUUGCAGCAUGGUGGGGCCAAGGAUGAUGUGCUUCGUUUGGCAGAAGGUCUGGUGUGUCCCUCUUGCCAGUUGUCCAGGGCUCCAAGACGACCUUUUCCCGCGCGACCGGAGGUGCGAGCCGUUGUUUUCAACACCGCCGUGCAUGCUGACCUCAAGUACCUGCGUGACUUUCGUGGCGUUGUGUAUGUGGCUCUCUCGGUGAUUGAUGAGGCGACAAACUAUCACCUAGCGAAGUUGCUCAGGAACCGGGAGCCUGCCCACGUUGCUGCCAAGUUCAUGUCUAUGUGGGUUGGUUUAUUUGGGCCACCACAAAGAAUUCGGCUUGACCAAGGAGGGGAGUGGGAGACAGACUUUAUCCAGCUGCUGGAAGCGCACGCUAUUCACUCCGAGUUCGUGGGCUCCCACAGUCCCUGGUCCAAUGGCUAUGCAGAGCGGCAUGGAGCUCUUUUGGGCGUGGCAGUCCAGGCCAAUGUCGACGAGAAGCAACUUACCGGACGUGCCCAAAUGAAGCUUGGGCUGAGCUGCGCGUGCCAGGCAAAGAACGGCAUUAUCAGCCGGGGUGGCCACAGCGCGCACUACUUGGUCUUUGGGCGCCAGGCAGCUUACCCGGAGCUACUAGACGAUGAGGUCUGGAGCCGAAAGAGCUUGGGCUUUGCACUGAGCAUAGAGGGUGAAGUUUCUCGUGCCGCCGAGCUCCGGGCAGCUGCAAAGGUGGCUUUGUUGCGAGGAGACGUUUUAGAAAAGAUCCGCCGUGCUUUGCGGCGCGCGCCAGCCGGGGAGAGGCGCCAGUAUGCUCCGGGCGAACUCAUCUAUUUUUGGAGCCCGGCCAAGCCCAAGGACCGACGAUAUCGACGGGAUCUCGGCUCAUGGAGGGGGCCAGCUGUUGUCCUGAUGCCCGAAGGAGCCGAAAGGUAUUUCAUUUCCUGGAGGGGCAGAUGCUUGCUGGUCUCAGCCCCGAACAUAAAAGGGGCGACCGUGGAGGAAUGUAACCGCCACGACCUUAGAGCAGAAGGCCUCGACCUCGAGCUUGCCAAGGGCUUCAUUGAUUGCACCGAUGACUCGGCACCACCAGAUGAACCCAUGGCUCCGUUUUCGGUGGAGGGUGCUGGCCUGACACGGCGGCGGAACCCUCCGGCAGGUUCAAGAAAGAUGACGGAAGCUCGAAAAAUGAUGUCUGGACUCAAGGCCGUGCGAAAAACGUUGAAGGGCCCUCUUGAAAAACGUCGCCGUCGUCUCCUUCUGCCGUCUCGACCAAGACCGCCCGGACCAGUGGAGCCAGAGGCAAGCCAAGCUCCUGAGACACCGAACCAGCCCGUGGGCCCAGAAGGUUUGCAAGAGGCGGGCACAUUGUCAGAGCCCACCGGCGAGGAUGAUGGUUUGUUACCUGAUGUACCACAACCUUGGGAGGAUGCACCUGCCUCCGUGUUGCCCCCCGAGCCGGCCCCCUACGACUACCUGGACGACGUGCCCUUCUCCAUCAGGAAGCGCCUUCGUGACCAGGCUGAGUCUGGAGCUCCAAGUACCAAGAGGGUGAGAACCACCGACUUUGCCAACUACGUGCUCACCGCACUCUCUUCGGAGGAGCUCACCGGCAAGGAGGCAAAGAAGAACGAGUGGCUUCCAAAAGGAGAAGUGCAGCGUCUGGCGGCACUCCUUGACCUGCCGUUGAGCUCCGCCCGCUUACACCGAGCUCCUCGCAAGAAGCUUCAACAUCCUGGUCCUCGCCGCAAGAAGCCGCGGGUGACUGUGAUGUUUGCCGAGGAGGUGUCCUCACCUGUGGAGAGGAGUCAGUCUUCUCUUGAAGGCCUCGGGAACUUCUGGUCGCUUGACGAGGAAACUUGCCAGGCUGCCGAGCGGGACCUGGAGCACCACGUCUUUGUCACGGAGGCCCUGCUCUUGAAGGCGAAGGCAAACGGAAAGGAGCUGGACCCCCGGUUUUUCUCAGAGCAGGAGCACAAGCAGUUCGCGGAAUCAGACGCGAAGGAAUGGAAGGCCUGGGUGGACAACAAGGUCGUCGAGGAGCUUCCUCCCAACCGUGCUCGUCUGAUUCCUCGCUCAAGGAUUUUUGCUGUGCCGGCUCGUGUUGUGCGGACGAACAAGAAGCCACCUGGGGAGCCAGGCCUUGCAGCAAAAUCCAGGAUAGUGCUGCCUGGACACCUAGAUCCAGACAUUGGCUCUGUGAGAACCGAUGCCCCCACCACGCAAAUGUCUGCAGUGAGAUUCGCAAUCACGUUGGGUCUGCGAAUGGGAUGGACAUUUCUGUUAUUCGAUGUGUCCACCGCGUUUCUCAGCGGGAAGGCAGUGGACCGUGAUCUGUAUGUCAGACCGCCCAAGGAUCUCAGAUGCGUGAACGCCUCAGUCCUGUGGAAGAUCCUGAAGUCCGCUUACGGAUUAAGUGAGGCGCCGAGACUCUGGUACAUCCAGGCCAAAGACUUGCUCGGUCGUUGCGGGUUUCAUGAAGUACCUUGGGCCCCCGCCACUUUUGUGAAACGACGCCAUGGCCACGUCGUCGCCGUCUUGUGCCUCCACGUCGACGACGGCUUCUUGGCGGCGAAGAGUGGCAAGGAGACUGCCGAGAUCAAGGGGGACAUCGACAAGCUGUUCUCCAUCAAGGAGUGGCAGACCAUUGAUGCCACUCCCCGGUCCUACCUGGGCAUGAAGAUUUAUGUGAAGGAGGGCGUCUUCUACAACGACAUGACCGACUAUGUCUUGGAGAUCAAGCCUCCCUGUGUCCCGGAGGGCCCCGAGGAGACCAAACUAGACGUCAAAGGCCUAAGAGAGUUCCGCCGCAUCAUUGCCCAGAUUCGCUGGCCAGUGCACUUGGUGAUGCCCGAGUUUCUUUUCUCUGUGAGUGCUCUGGCCCAGCGGGUGAGUUCGGCAACGACGGCAGACCUCCGAGCUGCGGCUACAACCUUGAGUGAAGUUCAACAAGCAGCUCGUCAAGGCCAGGCUUUGUUACGUUUUUCUGCUCUACGUGGGAAGCUCACCUUGGUGAGCUUCUUUGACGCUUCCCUUGGAAAGGCGUCCGAGCUGGCGGCCCAGAGAGGAGAAGUCCACUUUGUGGCGGAGGAAGCCGUUCUCUCCACCCGCGCCCGGGCCAACGUGUUGGAGUUUGGUUCCAACAAGAUUGCUCGAGUUGUUCGUAGCUCUCUGGCGGCCGAGGGGGCAAGCAUGGCUGCCUGCACAGACCGCCUUGUCUACAACCUCAAGCUCCUCGACGCGCUGCUCAACGGAGGGCUUGAGGUAGGGCCCAACUGGCGCGACAAGCUCAGCAUGCAAGGGCACUUGGUGACAGAUGCUCGGAGCCUCUUUGACCAUGUGACGGGCUCCAGCUUGCUUGCCACAGAGCGACAAGUGUCUUUGGACAUUUUAGAGGUUCGUCAGCUAGUUCAGGGAGGCACCUUGAAGCUGCACUGGGUGCCUACCUGGAGACAGUUUGCGGACGGCUUGACGAAGGCCAUGAAGGACGAGCUCUACUUUAAGCUUCGUCGAGAGGGCCAGAUCAACGUGGUCCAGACAGCCGAGGAUGAACGCGAAGAGCAGUACAGGGCAGGGCUUCGAAAGGCCCAGCGAGAACGCCGCAAGGAGAGGCUGAAAGCCGGCGGUCGUUCCCAACACUCCUUUUUUGGGAUGUGA
Molecule: messenger RNA, 8190 nt
Organism: Symbiodinium necroappetens
Lineage: Eukaryota; Dinophyceae; Suessiales; Symbiodiniaceae
Source: the annotation of a GenBank genome assembly